GUACCAAACAAAAUGGUGAAACUUUAAAUAAUGUUAUAUUGCCGCCCUGGGCUAAACAAGACCCUAGAGAGUUUAUAAGGUUACAUCGCAGUGCCUUGGAAUGUGAUUAUGUUAGUCAAAAUUUACAUUCUGUGGAUCGAUUUAAUAUUUGGCCACAAACAACAAGGACCUGCCGCUGUAGAAGCUGUUAAUGUUUUCCAUCACCUCUUCUAUGAGGGCAAUGUGGAUAUUUACAAUAUCGAUGAUCCUUUAAAGAAAAAUGCCACUAUUGGUUUCAUUAACAAUUUUGGCCAGAUUCCUAAACAAUUGUUUAAGAAACCCCAUCCCGCCAAGAAAAUGUCUGGCAAUAGACAUUCAACUUUAAUUGAUCCUAGCGCUUUAAUACAAGGCAAUACUACUGUUUUACAAUCCGAUCGUUUGUUCUUCCAUAAUUUGGAUAAUCUCAAGCCCAGUUUACAGCCCAUUAAGGAACUGAAAGGACCUGUGGGCCAGAUAUUGCAACCGGAUAAGACUGUUUUUGCCGUGGAACAAAAUAAGGUUAUGAUGCCGCCAUCAUAUACAAAAUACAUAGCUUGGGGUUUUGCUGAUCAUUCACUGCGCGUCGGUCUUUACGAUACUGAUCGUGCCUCAUUUGUCUCGGAAGCAGCCGCCCAAAAUUCAGGAGAAAUCUUAACCUGUGCUUGUCCCAAUUCCAAAAUGAUUAUAACAGCUGGCACUAGCUCUGUUAUAACGGUAUGGAAAUUUGAUGCGAAUCGUAAAAGUCUGACCGUACGUCACUCAUUGCACGGUCAUACAGAUGCUGUGACAUGUUUAGCAGCUAGUGCUGCUUAUAAUGUAAUAGUAUCGGGAUCUAGAGAUGGUACAGCAAUUGUAUGGGAUAUGGCUAGAUUUACAUUUGUAAGACAACUGAGGGGACAUGUAGGUGUAGUGGCAGCAGUAGCUAUAAAUGAACUAACAGGAGAUAUAGCCACCUGCUCUGCCACUUGGUUGCAUGUUUGGUCAAUAAAUGGUGAUGCUCUGGCCACGGUUAAUACCUGUGUGGGUAGUGCGGAUAGAAUGCAGCAAAUAUUAUGUGUGGCCUUUUCGCAGAUACGUGAAUGGGAUCAACAGAAUGUGGUGAUAACCGGGUCAACAGAUGGUGUUGUAAGGAUGUGGUCUUUGGAAUAUGUUCAAGUACCGAUUGAACGUAAACUCAAAAGAUGUGCUGAGAUUAAAUCACAAGAAAAUCCCGAUAAUCAAUCCGAUAAAGAGGAUGAAGAAACAAAAAAUGCAGAGAAUUCGAAGAAAAUCGAUAUUAUAAAACAAAUGCAAGGCAUAUCAUCGCAUGAUGAAAAUGAAAUCCAUAAAUCCGCUUCUGAAUCUAGCAUAUCUGAAGCCUCAAAUCAUUCGAAUAACUCAACACAAUCUGAUAAACCCAAUAAAAAGGAAUGUGAACCGCCUGUAACCUCCGAAAGACGUAAAAGUUCUUUUUCGGGAGCAAAAUCUUUGCAUGAAAUUAAAUCAUCUACAGUAGAUCAUCCCAAUUCCCUGAAAAAUAAUGAAGACGAAGAACGUGCUACUAUACGACCUAGUAAAUCAGAUACCAGUCUUACGGACGGUUUUGUUAUGAUUGACAGUCAUAAGGGCGAACAUUGUUUAAAGAAGGGUUUUAAAUGGCAACGUCAAUUAAUGUUUAGAUCUAAGCUGACCAUGCAUACGGCUUACGAUCGAAAGGAUAAUGCUGAACCUGCUAGCAUAACAGCUUUAACCGUUUCAAAAGAUCAUAAAAUUUUAUAUGUGGGUGAUGCCCGCGGUCGCAUUUAUUCGUGGUGUGUUACGGAACAACCAGGACGGGGUGUGGCGGAUCAUUGGCUAAAGGAUGAGGGAGCCGAUCAAUGUGUUAAGUGUCAUGUUAAGCGUCCCAAAGAAGUUAGACUUUCGCGAAUUUUAUCCUUUACUGAGCAUUUUUCUUGAAAAUGUAAUAUUUUCAAAGGUG
Messenger RNA from Lucilia cuprina (Australian sheep blowfly), 1975 nucleotides. RefSeq names its product WD repeat and FYVE domain-containing protein 3. The record is from RefSeq and is a predicted model, not a curated record. The transcript is spliced from 10 exons. The coding region runs from base 109 to 1953 and encodes 614 amino acids. Gene Ontology annotation, molecular function: protein binding. NCBI's taxonomy places the organism in Eukaryota, Metazoa, Arthropoda, Insecta, Diptera, Calliphoridae.